AUGGCGAACAAAAUAUCCUACAAAAGAAGAAAGGCGAUCACCACCUCUACUUCAUCGGAAACCUCAGUACCGGCCUCAGCAAAAGUCAUUGCUAGCAACGUUGAUCUCCUCUCAGAGAUCCUUUUACGUCUUCCUCCCAAAUCCCUAAUCAGAUUCAAAUCCGUCUCCAGGAAUUGGCUCCAUCUCAUCUCCGAUUCUCACUUUGCUUCCAACCACUCUCGCCGAAAUCGCAAUCUCUCGAUCUCUGGCUUAUUCUACCACCAUUCUUGGCCUACAAAUGAACAGCCUAACUCUGUCUCGCUUGUCGGCCAAUCAAGCCUCCCCACACUCGCCUUCAUCGAAUCUCCUGCAACAAUCAGGAUUAAAAGCUCUUGCAAUGGCUUACUCUUGUGUGAGAUUUAUCGCGAUGUUUCUCAAAGAAAAAGAGUAUGUUACAUUGUUUGUAAUCCCACCACCCAGAAAUUCACUCCACUUCUUGAUCAUGGUGGUAAUCCCUCACCUGCUUGCUUGGCUUUUGAUCCUUCGCAAUCACCUCAUUACAAAGUUGUUUUGUUGCAUUACAUCCCCUCUCCUCAAUUUGCUAUCUACUCUUCGGAGAGUAAAUCUUGGAAGCGUAUUACUGUCGAUGCACUACCUGUUACAUAUCUCAAUGGGGUCUUUUGGAAUGGAGCAAUCCACUGGUUAACUGAUAACUAUCUCGUUCGAUUUGAUGUUGGUUCAGACGAGCAGAUACAAAUUCCAAAUCCUAUUGCUCCUAAAAUUCUUUCUCUAGCCAAGACUAGGUAUUUCGGAGAAUGUGAUGGUCAUUUGCUUCUUAUUCAGAUGCGAUUGCGUUCUGCUAUGGGAUUCAGAAUCCUUCAGAUGGAAAGUGACUCCUUCUGUUGGAUUGUGAAGUGUCGCGUCAAUCUUAGACCCUUAAUUUCUGUCUUCCCUGAUAUAGAUGACACGAGUAAAGACUACAAAUUUCACGUGCUAUGUGUUGUGAAGGAAGUAAAUGAAAAUGAAUUUGGACUGGUGUUAGCUACUGCAGGCAAAAUUAUUUGUUAUAAUCUCAACUGCAAGGCAUUGAAGGUGCUUCGUGAUGAUUUCUCCGAAGUUGACUUUUACGGAUUGUAUUUUAAGAAAUAUCCUUAUAAUUUUUGUAAAGUUAAAGUUGGUUUCUUUGCUAAAGUUACGGAGGCUGUGAAUCCAGUAAAGUUAGUUAUUGCCUUCUCAUGUGUAGUUGUGGGAAUUGACAAGGCAUUAUGGUUUGAGAAAAAUCAAUAUGAAUCAUAG
Messenger RNA from Camellia sinensis, 1275 nucleotides. The record is from RefSeq and is a predicted model, not a curated record. Lineage: Eukaryota; Viridiplantae; Streptophyta; Magnoliopsida; Ericales; Theaceae.